AUGGUCACCAUCAGGAACAGCGACCUCGACCACAGUCGGCUGGUAUCCUCAGAACCCAGCCCAGAACAGCUCUACUCUCAACUAGCAUCGAUCCCAUCCAUCAGCUCAGGACGGUUUAUCAGCAGUCACAUCACCCCCGAGUCCACCUCGAUCCAGCUCGACUAUUCGAUUCGGGAUCACUCCAGGCUCACCAAGCUCAACGCCCGUCAAUCAUUUCAUCUCAUCAACCAUCCUCCAUCUCCGCUUAUCAUCAAUGGUACUCUAGAGUUCAGCGACCCUACGAUUAACUACCAAUCACUCUCUCCUAGUUGCUCGAAACUCGCCAUCUUUCGUACCCUGACCACCCCCAGCAAAUCUGCUGAAAAGCAGUUUUAUCUCGAAAUCUGGCAUACACAGACCAAUCGCCAGCUGGUAUCUCAUAAUCUGACAUCGGUACAUCAAUCAUUUCUACUGAAUGACACAUUUGGCUAUCCGUCUUGGAACUCAUCCGAAACUCAACUAGCAUACUUGGCAGAGACCAAAACAGAGAAAGAUCGCACGAAAUCCAAGUCCUCUUGGCUGGAGCGGAACCGUUAUAUCCCCGAUUUCGGGGAACAAUUGACCGGGAUCCAAUUACCGGCUAUCUUUAUCGCGUCAACCAGCGACUCGGUCGGGGACUCCCAAAAGAUCUGGGCCCCAAUCGUUCAACUGACGGACCCGUCCACUGAUCUCUCAAAAUUGGUUUGGGGACAACCCGUUUUUGGACCGGGUUCUGCCGAGGAACCUGUCGAGAUCUUUUGCACUGGUUUCGGCUCGCUCUCCGACCAUCGAAGGCUCGGGCUAAUUUACUGUCAAAACCGCCCCUCAACGAUCUACAAAUUAUCAUUCAAGAUUCCCGUGAUCGAGAGGAGUGCCGAUCCCCAAGCUCUCAAGCUUCAUCAUCCUUCAAACUUCAUCUCUCAUCGCGUUUCGCACCCCGAUCGAUCUGCCCGGUCUCCACGCGUGAUUGACGGCAAGGUCGUCUAUCUUUCGAAUCCGAUCGGGGGCCCUCAUGCUUCGUGCGCUAGUCUCAAUGUUUAUGAACCCAAGACGAAUGAAGACAAGGUGCUGGUCGGUCCGGUCGAUGAGCCCGAGUCGGGCAGUCAAUUUCCAGGGCUGUACAUCGAUGACCUACCUUCACAGCCGACUUUAUAUGACUCCUAUCAAUCUCAAAACACGUUGAUAGUCGCCAGCUCAAUCUGGGGCUCCUCGAAAAAGUUUUUAACGAUUGAUUUGCGAAGCGGUGAGGUUAAGGCUCAUCCGCCUCCUUGUGAGGGCAGUUGCACUGUCCUCAACACAAACGGCGGCCGGCAAGUUUUGACUGUCUGUAGUCAAACCAGCUGCUCGCCACAAGUGUGGAUUGGUGAACUAGACCAAGGCUCCAAGUUUUCCUGGCAGAGAGUGACUCAUCUGAAAGCAUCAACAAACGUCCAAUCUCAGCUUUCCAAGUUACAAUCUCAAAUCAUCAAAUUGCCGCCCAAUGAUCUGGGUCCUACAGAGAUCGUCCUAACUACACCUAGCGUGAACUUCGCCCGGGAACUCGGAGAGAAGAAAGCUUCUCUAAUCAUCGUUCCUCAUGGUGGCCCGCAUUCCACUUCUCUCAACGAAUUCUCGCCCUCUACCGCUGCCAUGGCUUUAUUAGGACAUUCCAUUGCGUAUAUCAACUACCCAGGCUCCCUUGGAUUCGGCCAGAAAUGGGUAGAAGAGUUACCGAAACGACUGAGCAUAGCAGAUGUUGACAGCUGCAAGUUGGCAUUAGAUCAUUUGCUCUCAUUGGAACUGAUUAAAAAACUUGGGAUCGGUCACCGAAUCUUUGUUAAUGGCGGAUCUCAUGGCGGCUUCAUCACUGCUCACUUGACGAGCAGAUAUCCCGACUUAUUCGCCGCUGCCUGUAUGAGGAACCCGGUUGUUGAUCUAGUGGGCACUGCUAGUGGCGGCAGUGAUAUCCCAGAUUGGUCGUAUGCAGAAGCAAACAUCACGUUCCCGCUCUUGUCGGGUGGCUCGGAGAGGAGCGAUGAAGAGGUCGGAAAGGUUUCAGUGAGCCCGGCCGAUUUUGCGAUCCUCAGAGACCGGUCACCCAUCAAAUUCAUCGACAAGGUCAAGACGCCUACACUGGUUUUACUGGGAAAUCAGGACCGAAGAGUAUCGAAUCAACAGGGUUUAGCCUGGUACCACGGCUUGAAAAGCUUGAAAACUGAGGCCGAAUUGGUCCUGUUCACUGAUAACUCGCACCCCUUGAACUCCAUCUUCGCCGAAUUAAACUCGUUCAUGGUCUGGUUUGAAUUUCUUGCUGAUCGUUGA
Messenger RNA from Puccinia triticina, 2319 nucleotides. RefSeq lists its product as uncharacterized. The transcript is spliced from 6 exons. NCBI's taxonomy places the organism in Eukaryota, Fungi, Basidiomycota, Pucciniomycetes, Pucciniales, Pucciniaceae. Gene Ontology annotation, molecular function: serine-type endopeptidase activity. The record is from RefSeq and is a predicted model, not a curated record. Gene Ontology annotation, biological process: proteolysis. The coding region runs from base 1 to 2319 and encodes 772 amino acids.